Caenorhabditis briggsae is the source of this 1350-nucleotide messenger RNA. Gene Ontology annotation, biological process: nucleoside phosphate metabolic process; ribose phosphate metabolic process. Bases 1 to 1350 code for a protein of 449 amino acids. The record is from RefSeq and is a predicted model, not a curated record. NCBI's taxonomy places the organism in Eukaryota, Metazoa, Nematoda, Chromadorea, Rhabditida, Rhabditidae. The transcript is spliced from 6 exons. Gene Ontology annotation, molecular function: UDP-sugar diphosphatase activity.
AUGACGUCAUCACCUAAAAUCAGUGAUGUCUCUUUUAUUUCGGACUUUGUGUCCAAAUAUCAGAAAGGCAUGGAAAUGACCUAUACCAUCGACGGAAAAUCUCGCGAAAGUGAAUUCAAUAAGAAAAUGGGCAGUGUUGCGAUCAUCCUAUUUCACAAAGGACUCAAUAAGUUCUUGCUUGUGCGGCAGUUCCGUCCAGCGGUCUUCGUUGGUCAUGUCUCCCGUCUUCCCGAGAAUGAAGGAAAAGAUUUCAACGAGAUCGACUGGAACAACUACGACCCGGAACUCGGCUUCACGAUGGAACUUUGCGCGGGGCUUAUAGACAAAGAGGGACUUACUCCUGCUGAAAUCGCAUCUGAAGAGGUUGCUGAAGAGUGUGGUUAUCGUGUUGAUCCGGAAGAUUUGCUUCAUAUAACCACAUUUAUUGUUGGAGCGCAUCAGUCAGGAAGUCUUCAGUAUGUGUAUUAUAUUGAAGUAGAUGAAUCCAUGAAAAUCAGCGAAGGAGGAGGCAAUGUUCACGACGGCGAGGUUAUCACAAAAGUGUUCUUAACACCGGAGGAAGCACUGGCUAUAGCUCGUCCAGAAACCCAUGCUGUUGUUAAGGGUCCUCCAGGCGUCCUCUUCGCAAUGCAAUGGUGGUUUUUCAUUCUGAAUCCAGACAGAAAAGGUCUGAUUGCCAGCCCACCAUCCGAUUAUAAAUUCAUCCCUCACAAUCCGAAACCCAUCUCUAACGUUCAGUUUACAACCGAUUUCGAUAAGAAGAAAUAUGGGUACAAUCCGAAAAGAAUGACUUUUACUAUGCAUGGAAUAACGCGUAGCUGGGAUCUCGCAUUGUGUCCGGACACGGCGACUUGCAUCAUGGUGGAUAUGACGAAAAGACAGCUGAUACUAUUGCAAAAGUUGAGACCUCCUGUAUUUAUCGGAAAAUGCCGAGCCAUGGAGGAAAAUAUUGGCAAGUCUUUGGACGAGAUCGACUUUUCAAGUUAUGACGCCAACAUGGCGUAUACUCUUGAACCGGCGGUCACUAAAGUUCCUCAACACGACGAUCCUCGGAAGUUCAUUCGAAUCGCAGUCAAGCAUCUCGGUUAUGAUCUCCCUGAAACUGAUUUCCAACUCAAAGGCAAAUGUAUUCCUGGAAUCGGACAGUCUGGAGACACUCAGUUUAUCUAUGCAGUAGACGUCAGUAAAGCGAGAAUUUGUGAAAAAGAAGAAGAUGAAGACAUUGAAGAAGUUCGCAUCGGAUUCAACGAUCUUGCUUCUCUGUACACACAACAUCGUCUCGGUGCGCCAACCACAUACUAUGCCAUUGGUUUCGUUCUCGAUCAGCUACUUGAAAGACAUACUUUGUAA